Messenger RNA from Lizanozyma spartinae, 2184 nucleotides. RefSeq lists its product as uncharacterized. The transcript has a single exon. Gene Ontology annotation, biological process: ATP synthesis coupled electron transport. Gene Ontology annotation, cellular component: membrane. Gene Ontology annotation, molecular function: NADH dehydrogenase (ubiquinone) activity; iron-sulfur cluster binding. The record is from RefSeq and is a predicted model, not a curated record. NCBI's taxonomy places the organism in Eukaryota, Fungi, Ascomycota, Pichiomycetes, Serinales, Debaryomycetaceae. The coding region runs from base 1 to 2184 and encodes 727 amino acids.
AUGUUGGCAGCAAGAGCGUCUAUAUUAAGAAGUGCCAGUGCCACCACCAGACGGAAUCUCUCUGUUUCCACCAGAAGAUUGGCCGAAGUCAAUGUUACUGUUGAUGGUAAAACCGUUUCCAUUGAAGCCGGUUCUUCUAUUAUUCAAGCUGCAGACAAGGCAGGUGUGACCAUUCCUCGUUACUGUUUCCAUGAUAAGUUAGCCAUUGCCGGGAACUGUCGUAUGUGCCUUGUUGAUGUUGAAAGAAUGCCCAAAUUGAUUGCUUCAUGUGCUGUUCCAGUUCAAGAAGGAAUGGUGGUUCAUACUGAUUCUGAAAGAAUUAAAAAGGCAAGAGAAGGUGUCACCGAAAUGUUAUUGCAAAACCAUCCAUUGGAUUGCCCAGUCUGUGAUCAAGGUGGUGAAUGUGACUUACAAGAACAAUCUCAUAGAUAUGGUCGUGAUAGAGGUAGAUUCCAAGAAGUGGUUGGUAAAAGAGCAGUUGAAAACAAGGCAAUUGGUCCAUUGGUUAAGACUUCCAUGAACAGAUGUAUCCAUUGUACAAGAUGUGUUAGAUUCUUGAAUGAUAUUGCAGGUGCCCCAGAAUUUGGUACCGCUGGUCGUGGUAAUGAUAUGCAAAUUGGUACCUAUGUAGAAAGAAAUAUCAAUUCAGAAAUGUCUGGUAAUAUCAUUGAUUUGUGUCCUGUCGGUGCAUUGACCUCUAAACCAUAUGCAUUUAGAGCCAGACCUUGGGAGUUGAAGAGAACCGAAACCAUUGAUAUCCAUGAUGCCGUUGGUUCAAACGUUAGAGUUGAUGCCAGAGGUAUUGAAGUUAUGAGAGUCUUGCCAAGAUUGAACGAUGAUGUUAACGAAGAAUGGAUUUCUGAUAAGACUAGAUUCGCCUGUGAUGGUUUGAAGACCCAAAGAUUAACUACUCCCUUGAUAAGAAAUGGUGAUAAGUUUGAAACCGCUACUUGGGAUGAAGCUUUAUCAUGUAUUGCCUCUGCAUACUCCAAAGUCGCUCCUAAAGGUGACGAAUUCAAGGCUAUUGCCGGUGCAUUGACCGAUGUUGAAUCUAUGGUGGCUUUGAAGGAUUUAACUAACACUUUGGGCUCCGAAAACACCACUACUGAUGUGAAACUCGCUGUUGAUGCUCAUGGAACUGAUUUCAGAUCAAACUACAUUUUCAAUUCUACCAUUGAUGGCAUUGAAGAAGCCGACCAAAUCUUAUUGAUUGGUACUAACCCAAGAUUCGAAGCUGCUGUCUUGAAUGCCAGAAUAAGAAAGGUUUGGUUGAGAUCUGACUUGGAAAUUGCUUCUGUAGGUGAAGAAUUCAACUCUACAUUUGGUCUUGAACAUUUGGGUACCGAUGUUAAGGCCUUGGAAUCUGCUUUGAAUGGUGAAUAUGGUAAGAAGUUGGCUGGUGCUAAGAAACCACUUAUAAUUGUUGGCUCAGGUGUUGCUGAAUCAAAGGAUGCUGGUUCCAUUUAUAAAGCAGUUGCCGAAUUUGCUUCUAAGAAUUCCUCCAACUUUGCUGCUCCAGAAUGGAACGGUGUUAACGUUUUACAACGUGAAGCAUCUCGUGCUGGUGCCUUGGAUAUCGGGUUUGCUACAUACAAUGAAGAAACUGCUAACACCAAGGCCAAGUUCAUCUAUUUAUUGGGUGCUGACGAGGUUAAGAACUCUGAAAUUCCUAAGGAUGCAUUUGUCAUCUACCAAGGUCAUCAUGGUGACAUGGGUGCUUCAUUUGCUGAUGUUAUAUUGCCUGGUUCUGCUUACACCGAAAAGAGUGCCACUUACAUCAACACUGAAGGUAGAACACAAGUUACUCGUGCAGCUACCAAUGCACCAGGUGUUGCCAGAGAAGAUUGGAAGAUUAUUAGAGCUGUUUCUGAAUAUUUGGGAGCUGCCUUACCUUAUGACGACAUAUACGCAGUUAGAACCAGAAUGGCUGAUAUUGCACCACAUUUACUUAGACACGAUGUUAUUGAACCUGUGUCUCAAGAUGUUGCUAAGCUUGGUAUUCAAAGCUUAAUUUCCAUAAACAAAUCAUCAUCGAAAGUAGGAGAUUUAUUGAAGAAUCCUAUCAACAAUUUCUACUUUACAGAUGUUAUUUCCAGAUCUUCUCCAACCAUGGCAAGAUGUGUUGCUACAUUUGGUCCAAAGAUCGACAAGGUUCAAGAUGAAAACCCCGACAUCAACUUUUAA